Molecule: messenger RNA, 839 nt
Organism: Frieseomelitta varia
Lineage: Eukaryota; Metazoa; Arthropoda; Insecta; Hymenoptera; Apidae
Gene: galla-2
Product: MIP18 family protein galla-2
Exons: 4
Coding region: 351-839 (162 amino acids)
Biological process (GO): iron-sulfur cluster assembly
Cellular component (GO): cytosolic [4Fe-4S] assembly targeting complex
Source: RefSeq, a predicted model, not a curated record
GGAAAUGAUUGGUUGUGGCAUAGACAAAGUAUAUGAAUAGACAUUGCAUGCAAUGUAUUUUUUCGGACACAAUUUUGGAGUCGAAACUGUAUUAUCAUUUACAUGUUACAUCCUGUCGUACCGAUUCAAGCAGAUUUUGCACUGCAGCACUACUAGUGAUAAAAAUUAAAAUCAAAACAUAUCUCGUCUGUGGCUGUAGUUUAUUAGGUUAAAACACUAAAGUAACACGCAUGUUAGCCAAAUGAUCAUAUUUACUACUAAAAAUUGUAACUAUUUAUAACUAACGUAUUUAAGGACAGGUGAAACGAAUUGAUUACUCUUAUUACCAUAUAUCCUGACUAUUGUUUAAAAUGGGUGACACAUUAGAAAAUAUUAAUCCCAAAUUAUAUAAAAAAAUAAAUGAAAGAGAAAUUACUGCAGAAGAUGAAGACGAAGAUAUUAUAGACGAAUUUGAUACACGUGAAAUUUUUGAUUUGAUUAGGAAUAUCAAUGAUCCUGAACAUCCUUUAACAUUAGAAGAAUUGAAUGUAGUAGAGCAAAGUCUCAUCGAGGUAAUAUAUUAUAUAUUGAUUGAUAAUGAAGCAAACAAAGUAUGUGUAAAAUUUACUCCAACAAUACCACACUGUAGCAUGGCAACAUUAAUUGGUUUAUCAAUUAGAGUACAAUUACUGCGAGUUCUACCUCCAAGAUUUAAAGUUAGUGUUGAAAUUACACCAGGUACUCAUAUGUCAGAGGCAGCAGUAAACAAACAAUUGGCUGACAAAGAAAGAGUAGCAGCAGCUCUUGAAAAUAAUCACCUACUUGAAGUGAUCAAUCAGUGUAUUGGUAUAAAAUGUUAA